AUGAGCCUCCGACGCCCUCCGCGACUGAACGAAUCGGGAGACGGCGAACAUGCCCCUGCUUUGCAAGUUGCAGAGGGGGAAACCGAUGAUUUCACUUCGCUGCUGGCUCGCACCGAGCGCCGGGCCUCCUCCGCUGUCAAAGUCGUCAAGAAGAAAGGCUGCCUCACUGAAACCGAAGCCGACCCUGCCUACCUUCCCUUUACGACCGACUUUGGUCCUAAUACCCUGGUUGAAUAUUUGCGGGCAGAGGUGGACAAGCUGAGGCGUGAACGCGACGCCAAAGCGGCCAAAGGGAAAGGGAAAGGGAAACAGAAGGAGACGCUCGAACACAAGACAUCUGGCCUGCUUCAUCCCAGCAGUGCUCCGUCAACGACGCAUGGUCUCUUCUCACCAUCUGCUGCUCCAGAGCUCACUGAGCGAGUCAACGGUCUCCCUCCUGCUGGGGCGUUGGCAACUCGACGAUCGCAGCGCCUGGCUCGCAAAGGCUCUCUCAGCCAGGUGAACCAAGUUGCAAGUGAUCAGAAAAAGCCUACGCUCUUUCAGCAAGCACAACCAAUCCCAUUCCUGUCAGACCUACCUCAGCAAAACUCCCAUUUAGAAGAUGCCGCCACUUCGUUACCAAGCGGCGCGAGUCACUCUAGGGCAACCACAUUCGAAGAGCACACCAAAAGCAAGAGAAUGGCUGUCAGAAACACGGCUCACGAAGAUUCUAUUAGCCCCUUGCGUGCAAGGCUGCGUCAGAGAAGACACUCCAAGGCCCUCUCACUUUCAGGCUCAUCAGCUGUAAUGAGUACUGACAUCUCAGCAUCUCGUGCGGAGGCUCAUCAUCCUGGCACCCUCAAACACGAGGGAACUCCAGCGUCUCAUUCAAUUUCCCAGUCCGAGAACGAACCUACCUUGUCCGUAGACUGUCUUCCCUCUUCGCGUGCGCAAGAGCCCACGGGCAACAAGGUUCUUCAAGCAUCAUCUCACAAUUCUGUUCAUUGUGUCCGGGACCGCCAGGCUUCAUUGAAGGGGCCCCCUCCGACUAACGACGUCGUACAAUCUGGGUCGGAGGACCAAUCUUCACCACUCGUUUCUUUCAAAUAUUCGAGCCUUAUUCCCGAAACCAUACCACCAAGCGAAAAGAAGCAGUUUAUGCACCAGGUGAAGCAUGCGAAGCGAAACAGUUCGGCUGGAAACGAUUGGGUCGGGAACAGUCCGGCUGAACCACAAGAACGAACGCGUUUAAGCCAUGCCGAAAGGACUCCUCUUUACGCGGCUAUGGCUGCCAGGAGGGGAUCACGGCUUGCGUUCACCAUUGACGAUAUCCUUCACCCGGCCGAGAGUCUGGAGGACGUUCCUGAUCCAGUCCCCGAAAAACAAUAUCCCCGCCUCUGGAAACCCUCGAUACCUCCUAGCCUGUCUCCGAUAUCAACAAGUUCGACUAGAGCACGCUCGUUUAAAGCCGUCAAAUCCCUCAAGCCAGAAUCCAGCGUCCUACAAAAGAUUGAUGCCGAUCUGUGGACAGAAGUUACCAGCUAUCUCUCCACGCAAGAUGUGAGAAAUCUCCGACUGGUCAGCAAGUCUCUCGCACGAGUCAUAGCUCCAAUUCAGUUCAGGAAUGUUGUGGUCAACUUUGAUAGACACUUCUUCGACGCAGGCAGCAGCGACUGGAAUAGCAGAUUGGGGCUCCUCCCAUCUGACUCGAUGUUCAAGAAGUAUGGCGUGAAUAUGAACAAAUUUGGCGUGUCAUUCGAGUACGAUCUGCAAGGCUUGUCACGUGCUAAGACGAAAACCAUUGAAAAGGAACAAGUCGCAUGGUUCGGCAAGUUCACAUGGCCUACUGAACAGUAUCCACGCUUUCCAGAACUGCAGGCAAUUGAGGACCUGGUCGACCAUAACCGCCCAUUGCUCAAAGAAGCGCUUAGCCACAUAACUAAGGCCUCAGAACUUGGAUUAUGUAUCGACAGCGGCCACGGCUGGCUUGAAGGUCCUGACAUCUCCGAUAUGGCCCUUUUCGACCGACGAACGACGAAGGGGUCCAAAGUUUUUGGGAAGACGUUCCCGACCGAAGACGUUUGGGUUACAUUUGCUCGUAAUGAAUAUUUUAGAUGGGCUCAACAGAGUACUAUCAAUGGAACCAUCAAGGCACUCAUGGCGAAACAGCCUCCCCCAGAGAUCGCUGCUAGAGAAAUUCGCUUCUUGGAAGGACUCAAAAUCCGAGACAUUGAGAGUUUCCGACGUCAGGACGAGCAAUUCGAUUACGACCCCGAAUGCCAUGUAGGAGGAAGCCCAGUUCCUGGAGUGGAAGCCCUGAUGGAUGCAAAUGGCGAUAUCCCCAAUUUUUCGCGGGCCCUUCAGGUUGCGAUUCAGCGGCAACUGUUGGCACAUGCGCGGAAAGGAGGAAGAAAACUACCUCAGUGGCCAUUAAUUUUCAGUGGCCACAAUCUUGCUGCUGAGCAUGGUGGUCACUGUACGUUUAUCCAAAGCAAAAUGGCUAACCCGGGUGCAUCUCCACUUCUGCCAGGCAUGCUGACGGAGCCGCAAGCGCAAUGGUUAAUGGAGACUGUAUGGGCGCAGCGUGCUUUCCUGUCAGCCUAUACGACGGCGAUUAUCACACAAAAGCAGAACUUCAAGUCGAUACAUACCCUGCGGAUCAGCAAACUGUCGUCUGGACUCCUUCCAUCAUUAGAACUGGAAGAGUUCUGGAAGAGCUUGCCUGGACUAACGACGUUGGAGGUCCUUAUCAGCCCCGACUGGCGCCAGGAGCACGUGACGGGGGAUCGACUAUUUGCAAGGCACAUGGCGAUCUUGCCAUCUAAAGCUGCCGAGAAGUUCACCGAAUUCCUGAGGAGAUACAUUGUCAAGAUGGAGAGUCUACACAGCCUGACUAUUGGUUACACCGGGGGUGGAGAACAUGCUGUUGGCAUGUUUGCCCGUAAUAAGCACGUCUUGCCUGCGCCGAUUGUCGACAAUCCCGGAGAUUGGCUGUUUGACAAUGCUAGUAAAAAGCAAGGCGUCCUGAUUACAAAAUUCGACCACGUGCGAGAGCUCAAAUUUCAAAACUGUUGGUUCACACCAUCGAUGCUUCGGGGAUUCAUGAAGGACAGCCGAGACACAAGCCUCCAUUGCUUGAGCCUCGAUUCGGUCAGCAUGACCGCGCAUCAUGAUGAAGACUGGGCUCAAGAGAUUUUGCCCACCGGUGCUUCCUGGGUCCAAGUCCUUGAUGCCAUUACGCCGGGAAAGACACUGCUUGCACACAAGUAUGACGCGGGCCUUGUUGACAGAAAAGUUCACCCGAUGCCUCAGGCAACAUUCCGUGGACACAUCCAACAAAUCAUUCUUAACAGCUGUGGCUACGUGAAGAUCUCGGUUCCAAAGAGACACGCGGCGGACUUUAAUCAAAACGCGGCUGUUGUCCGCGCCGAGCCGAGCAUGGACGAUGCUCUGUACGUUCGCAAGGCACGAUUUGUCCCGCCACUACUAUUCGAAUUUGAUCCUGAAAAGGGCUUUCGGAUGAGGGCAAACUCGGAUAUCACGGACGCGGAUGAGAUCAUGAUUGAGGAGACCUCGGUAAGCGGCGAGCAAUACCCUUGGCUGGGAACAUUGACUCAGUGCAUCCAUCCGAUCGAAAAGCGGGUCCUCGAGGAGGCGUGGCAGAUGACGUUUGGCUGGCCCAACAACCUUGAGCGAUGGGCCGCUGUCGAAGAUGGACAGAGUGAAGGCGGUACAGGACGAUUCAGCGGUGUGAUCAGGAAGACUGAGCAAAUGAUGGACGAGUACUGA
This is a messenger RNA of Fonsecaea monophora, 3768 nucleotides long. RefSeq lists its product as hypothetical. The record is from RefSeq and is a predicted model, not a curated record. Lineage: Eukaryota; Fungi; Ascomycota; Eurotiomycetes; Chaetothyriales; Herpotrichiellaceae. The coding region runs from base 1 to 3768 and encodes 1255 amino acids. The transcript is spliced from 2 exons.